Molecule: messenger RNA, 1736 nt
Organism: Chelmon rostratus (copperband butterflyfish)
Lineage: Eukaryota; Metazoa; Chordata; Actinopteri; Chaetodontiformes; Chaetodontidae
Gene: slc16a4
Product: solute carrier family 16 member 4
Exons: 8
Coding region: 12-1736 (574 amino acids)
Biological process (GO): monocarboxylic acid transport; transmembrane transport
Molecular function (GO): monocarboxylic acid transmembrane transporter activity
Source: RefSeq, a predicted model, not a curated record
CCAAGGCAGCCAUGAAUCUGUUCAGGAAAGAUGCCAUGACCACGAAGAAGGAGAAGGAAAAAGAGAUCCAGUAUGAGGACCCUCCAGAUGGAGGUUGGGGCUGGAUGGUGGUGCUGCAUUGUUUCCUGGUAAAUGUCCUUGUGAUGGGAACACUGAAGAGCUUUGGGAUCUUCUUCGUGGCAUUUCAAGAUGAGUUCGGAGGCUCGGCAGAGAGUAUCAGCUGGAUCGGUUCCAUCAUGUCGAGUCUGCGUCUGUCUGGAGCACCCAUUGCCUCGGUGGCCUGUGCCAAGCUGGGUACCAGGGUGACCUCCAUCGCUGGGGCAGUGCUGGUCAGUGGAGGCUUCCUCAUGAGCAUUUUCGCUAACAGUGUAGUGUUCCUCUACAUCAGCAUGGGAGUGAUAGUCGGAAUGGGUUUUGCACUACUAUACCAGUCAUUCUCAGUGGUCACAGCCUUGUACUUCCGAAAGAGGCUGGCGACAGCGUAUGCAAUCGGGCGUUCUGGGAUGGGUUUGACCUUUGCCCUCGCUCCCUUCACUCAGCUGCUCCUGGACCAGUAUGCUUGGCAAGGGGCAAUGCUGAUUCUUGGUGGCUUCAUGCUGAAUCUGGUGGCCACGGGGAUGCUUCUGCGACCCAUCAAUGUGAAGCCUCCUGACCCUACCUCUUGUCCCAUCCAAAAGAGCCCUGCAGUUUCCCUGAAGAGCUCCUCAGAGAAGGAAUACACCAAGAGCUGCUUGAAUGGCUCCUCUCACCUAUCCAAUGGCAUCUCCAAAUCAGACUCAUGCUCUUCCCCUCCCCUUCCUCCCGCCCUUCAUGGGGACACUGAGAACCUGGGAGGCCAAGGUACUCAGGGACUCCAGGACCAGUCAGUGAACCCUGAACUGACUAGGCUGGUCCUGAAUGGUGUGAAUGGCCAUGAACCCCACCAUGACGUGGGUCAGUGUAAACCCACAACUCCAGACAGCUCCGCGGAGCUCAAUGGCAGCAUGAAUGGGUCCACCAUUGUUGGAUUUCCCUCACAUGCCAGCACUCCGAGUGAGGUGCCCGGCAGAAAAGCCAAAGUACUGGAUUUCUCCCUUCUAAAGGACCCAUUCUUUUGCAUCUACACUUGGUCCUUGGUCUUCAGCCAGCUGGCCUACUUCAUCCCCUAUUUCCACCUGUCUGCCCGUGCCAGAACCCUGGGCAUCGAUGCCAUGGAUGCUUCCUUUAUCAUCUCUGUGGCAGGUAUCACAGAGACCAUCGCCCAGCUGGCCUCGGGCUGGGUGACAGACAGGAACCUGUUCCAUAAAUACCACUACCACAAGGCCUACCUGAUCCUGUGCGGCCUCGUCAACCUGCUCUCCCCACUGGCAACCUCCUACAUCCUGCUGAUGGUUUACGCUAUCUUCUUUGCCAUCUUCUGUGGUGGAUACAUGGCUCUGCUGCUGCCUGUUCUAGUAGACCUCGUGGGGUCGGAGAAACUCAACAACUCCAUGGGCUUCUCCAUGUUCUUUGUCGGCCUGGGCUGCCUCACAGGGCCUCCUUUGGCAGGGUUCCUGUACGACUACACUCAGACUUACGACUGUUCUUUCUACCUGGCUGGGCUCUGCUAUCUGCUCUCCUCGCUCUCCCUGUUCAUGGAGCCGCUGGCUCAGCGCUGGAAGGCCAGGAACAAACUGACCCGGGACAAAAGAGCAGAAAGCAGCUGUAAGACCAACGGCUGCUUCGCCCCUGACCGCCUCCAGAACGGCGCUGUGUAG